AUGGACUCGAAACAGUUCAAAGAGGCUGCUACGUCGGCAAUUGAUGAAAUCGUGAAUUACUACGAUACCAUAGAGAAUCGUCGCGUUGUCUCAAACGUCGAGCCUGGAUAUCUCCGGAAGAUCCUCCCCAGUGGGCCACCAGAGGAAGGAGAAGCAUGGGCAGACAUCCAGGCAGAUAUUGAGACGAAAAUCAUGCCGGGCCUGACACAUUGGCAGUCGCCCAACUUCAUGGCUUUCUUCCCAGCCUCGUCCUCUUUCCCAGGCAUGCUCGGCGAACUAUACUCUGCUGCAUUUACCGCACCAGCGUUCAAUUGGAUAUGCUCGCCUGCCGUCACCGAGCUCGAAACCAUUGUCCUCGACUGGCUCGCCAAACUCCUCAACCUUCCCGAGUGCUACCUCUCGACCACCCAUGGCGGUGGUGUCAUCCAGGGCUCGGCCUCAGAGGCCAUUGUGACAGUUAUGGUUGCAGCACGCGAUAAAUAUCUUCGCGAAACGACGUCGCACUUAUCCGGCCUUGAACUUGAAGAUUCAAUCGCACAUAAACGAAGCAAGCUGGUGGCAUUAGGGAGCGAGGCGGCCCACAGUGCGACACAGAAAGCCGCGCAGAUUGCUGGAGUACGAUUCCGCUCCAUCCCAGUAUCGAAGGAGAGUAACUUUGCCCUGACAGGCGAAGCGCUAGAGGAAACAUUGAAACAAUGCAAAGCUGAAGGACUGGAACCAUUUUUCCUCACGACGACGUUAGGAACGACAGCCACCUGCGCAGUGGACGACUUUGCAGCUGUUGCAUCUGUUCUAGCAAAGCAUGCACCCCCAAAUGUUCCUGGUGAGAUCUGGGUACAUGUAGAUGCUGCGUACGCCGGGGCAGCUUUAGUCUGCCCGGAAUACCAACACCUGACAGCAUCCUUCGAACAUUUCCAUUCGUUCGAUAUGAACAUGCACAAAUGGCUCCUCACGAACUUCGACGCCUCGUGCCUAUUUGUAAGGAGACGAAAGGAUCUCAUCGACGCCCUCUCCGUCAUGCCCAGCUACCUCCGCAACGAGUUCUCCGACAGCGGUCUCGUGACCGAUUACCGCGACUGGCAGAUCCCUCUGGGACGCCGCUUCCGCAGCCUCAAGAUCUGGUUCGUGCUCCGCACCUACGGUGUCAAGGGCCUCCAAGCGCACAUCCGCAAGCACAUCAAACUAGGCGAGGUCUUCGCCGACCUGAUCAAGACGCGACCCGAUCUCUUCACCAUCCUCAGCGGUCCGGCCUUCGCCCUCACCGUCUUCACCAUCGUGCCGAAGACGGCGGGCAAGGAAGCCCAGGACCAGAUCUCGAAAGAGGUCUACGAGCUGGUGAACAAGAGGGGCGAGAUCUUCAUCACGUCGAGCGUCAUCGCGGGCAUCUAUGCGCUGAGGGUAGUGAGCUCGAACCCGUUGGCCGAGGAACAGUUCCUGAGGAAAGCUUUCCGGAUCUUGGUCGAGACGACGGAGGAAGUUAGAGAUGGGAAAGUAAUAACGAAGGAGAAUUCAAUCUAA
Messenger RNA from Amorphotheca resinae ATCC 22711, 1518 nucleotides. RefSeq lists its product as hypothetical. Gene Ontology annotation, biological process: amino acid metabolic process. Gene Ontology annotation, molecular function: carboxy-lyase activity; pyridoxal phosphate binding. Lineage: Eukaryota; Fungi; Ascomycota; Leotiomycetes; Helotiales; Amorphothecaceae. Bases 1 to 1518 code for a protein of 505 amino acids. The record is from RefSeq and is a predicted model, not a curated record. The transcript has 3 exons.